AUGGCAGACUACACGAGCUUUCGAAAUAUCCUACGAAACGCGCCAGAAAACGCAAUGAAAAUAUUCCAGAUGCAGUUUCAAAAGGUUUGGGACAUGUAUGCAGGUAUGCUACUAAACGAUCCUGCAAUUUCUACUCGCCUAGAAGCGCUGCUUCGCGUGUCAUCUUAUGUUAUUCCAGGGCGUUUUGUCGCCUCGAAAGAGCUCGGGGAACUUCUGUACGGCUUGUCGAACUUGCUAGCUUUGUUACACGAUUAUAUAUUCCGUUGCAACCUAACCUUGCCUAGUUACCCAGGAGCCGAAGACGAAAAGCGGUUGCUGUUAUAUCUUUCUGUGAUCGAGAGCGUCGAGGUCUUUCUUGAAAUGGCUGCACAACGGCUUUGGGGUGAAAUGGGCAAAUGGCUGAUUGUUGUUGUCAUACAAUUUAGCAAAGUUGCAAUCAGGUUGUUACUGUUAUGCAAGAACAGACCCAAGCUUCAGAAGUAUCCAUUAAUACCAUUACUCAACCGACAACUCGUUUUCCAAGCGACAAGGAACAAAGAUAUGCAAGAUCGAAAGGAUGCGCAAAAUUCGAAACAGGAUGAAGAGGAGAAUAUGAAUGACACGGACACAAUGUCAGAGGAACAGCACGUUUGGCAAGGAAAGCGCUCUGGGCGUUUCGUCCGUUCGUUAUCAUCAACCCCACCGAAUGGUUUCCGAUCAUGGAAACUCCCUGAAUUCCCGACCACAAGUGAAAAUCCCACCAUACUGAAUCAGAAACAAUUUUUUGCCGAACUAUUGUAUGUUAUCCGACCCCUACUUCAUCUACCCAGUAUGUUCGCCUUUGGAGAACAAUCGUGGAAGCCAUGGUUAUUAUCUUGUUUUGCAGACGUAGCAAGCUUAUCACUUCACACUCAGUACAACCCACGGUUGACAGCUUUGGAAAAGACUGAAAUUUCUCGAAGAUUUGUUCUCAUGUUGUUUUAUUUGUUGCGAUCUCCAUUUUAUGAUCAGCAUACAAAGGGCAAGAUCUUGAUUGUCUUAAAUGGUCUUGCUGAUAAUGUUCCAUUUGUGUCAGUUAUCAUUCGACCGUUGUUGGAAUACCUGCCAUCAUGGCAACGGACCUAUUUCUAUAACUGGUGCAACUAG
Paramuricea clavata is the source of this 1125-nucleotide messenger RNA. The record is from the annotation of a GenBank genome assembly. NCBI's taxonomy places the organism in Eukaryota, Metazoa, Cnidaria, Anthozoa, Malacalcyonacea, Plexauridae.